This is a messenger RNA of Cavia porcellus (domestic guinea pig), 11293 nucleotides long. It is a transcript of the gene Tex15, whose product is annotated as testis expressed 15, meiosis and synapsis associated. Gene Ontology annotation, biological process: male meiotic nuclear division; regulation of double-strand break repair via homologous recombination; homologous chromosome pairing at meiosis. Gene Ontology annotation, cellular component: nucleus. The record is from RefSeq and is a predicted model, not a curated record. The transcript is spliced from 11 exons. NCBI's taxonomy places the organism in Eukaryota, Metazoa, Chordata, Mammalia, Rodentia, Caviidae. Bases 254 to 9535 code for a protein of 3093 amino acids.
CGGGCUGUCCGCUGGGGCCCGGACCGGGUCUGCGGUUCUCCCUCGGCUGGGGGCGGAAGCGGGGGAGCCGCGGAGCUGCGCGCGCUCGGACGAUGCCCUCCGGCGCUGGCCGCCCGCUGCCCCGCCGUCUUCGCAGCCCUCGCUGGCAGACGCCGCGGAGCCCAGGUAUUCCUUUAUUAUUUUUCAUGUGUGGACUGAGUCCUGAUCAUAACUGUACGGUAUUAGGUGCCAUUGAAGAGUGGCCACAAACAAAAUGGAAAUGAAAGAAAUUUCUAAACAGAAGACAUUAUGGAAAAUGAGCUCUACCGGCAAAUCUUUACCAUUUACUGGUGGAGAAGUGAGUCCUUUGAAGAAAUUCACAAUUCCAAAGAUCAGGAAGACAUCUGCAAAAGUUUACUUGUCACCUUGUUGCACCAAUACUAGAGAGUAUAGUUUUAUACAUGACACUCUUAACCAGUGUAGGCUUGAUGUAAGCUGUGAUCUCCAAUCAUCGUGGCAGUUUGGGGAUACAAAACUGGUUCACAAUGAGGAACUGGAAAAAAAUUUUACUACUAAGAGAUCUGAAAUGCGUGAGAGUGGAAGACAUGGAAGAGAACUUGAAGAACUUUUCUGCUUUUUAGCACUUCCUCAAAGAGAUGUAGAAGAGAUAUACCAGAAUGGAUUAAGUACCAGAGCGUCUACUUUGAAGAUACUAGGAAAUCCUCUUCUUGGAGUUUACUUAUUUAGACAUGUCGAUAUUGCCCUGAAUUAUGCUUAUAGUCAAAACAGUACAGUGAAAAGUAUUAUGAUUUUUAAGGUUCUCUUUGGGAAAGUAAAAAAAAUUCAACCUUCUAUGGAUAUAAACAAACUUCCUUUGGAUCCUUUUCCUAACUUUGAUUGCCACAUGUCAAGAAGUGUACCGUCUCUGAAAGAUACCAUCGAGCUACAAGCCUACAAUUCAGUUGUGUAUUUCUAUGAGUACAGUGUCUUUUCAAAGCCAGUAGAUAAACCUAGGCAGUGUCUUCCAUAUGGGAUAGUAACGGUAAAAUUUAUUGGUCAAAAAAUGGAUAUUGGGCACCUUACCACAUCUUUGAGAUUGCUUACAACAGGAUUUCCUAAGAGACCUGAAAGAACAUGCUCUCUGAAUAACUGUACAGUGGCCAAAAGAAUUGGAAAGGGAAAAGAUGCUACUGUAAUUUUUGAGCAUUUCAGGAAACCUGUAGAUUCAUUUGUUCCAGAAAACUGUUCAUGCAGUACACAAAAUUCAGAGAUAAAUUGCUUCGAUGCAAAUAUUUCUAGUUCUUAUGAAAAUGUGCAAAAUGGAAACAUGUCUAUACUUGAUACAUAUAGUGGGCAGUCAGAGAACAGUUUAGCCGAAAUUGGAGGUAAUUUUCAAGGACAGAUGUAUGAUUCAAGUCCUCCUUUUGUGCCCAGUGAUAACAGAGAAAAUGGUAAAGGUGAUCAUGUGUCUUCCACAUAUCUUAAAGAUAUUUUAAAUGUUAUGUCUACUACUCAUAUGCCUCACAAUAAUAUUGACUCAAGUAUAGUAAUUACAUCAAAAUUCAUCAAAGACCCAAGACUGAUGAAAAGAGAAGAAAGUAUGGGGAAACAAAAUAAUCCUACAGGCUUCAGUGAGACUUUGUCAUUUGAGAAGAAUUUAGAUGGUAAUUCAGAAAUGAACCUGUCACAUGUGCCAACUAAUUCUGCAUCUUCAUCUGAAGUUACCGUUCAUGAUUGUGCUGCUCUUUCAGAUUGUUUGGAUACCACGUGCUGCAGAUUAUUUUUUGACUCACCAUCUGAGACUCACAACAUGGGUGCAAAGGACUGUGAUUGUAUAACACCUAAAAAAGUUACUUGGAUUAGACAGUAUAACAACCAAGGCAGUUUUUCCUUCCCAGUGUCUUUGUUAAAUGUUUCAGAGCUUGAGAACCAAACACAGAGUGAGGAAAAGGCCCAGGGAACCCCAGAGAGAAACAGUGUUCCACUUUUAAUUAAGCAAAGCAGCAAGGCACAUAGCUGUGCUUACACAGAAGACUCCAAUAGUCAUAUCUCAAAGGAAUUCUCUUCGUCUAACUUUAACACUGUAAUUCAUAUUGAUCAUCCUAUGUCUGUUUUCCCACCCCAAAGGAAAGAAAGCAUAGAUGAAUGUAUUCAAAAUACUGGCAAGAUAAGAAACUUCACUGACCCAGAAGACAGUUACAGAUAUGAAGAAAAGCAAACUUUGGAAAAAGAUACUGAAAAUUAUUUCACAAAUGAAACAAAAAUCACUCCAAAGAAUAAUUACAUUUCUUCAUGCCAAGAAUACAAUGAUGAUGAAACCCUUAAUUCUUUGGGAGGAAAUAGGGAGGAAUCUCCCAUGUUUACCACAGAGGAUAAUAAACAGCAUCACCUAGCAUUGGAAUUAGAAAACAGUCUUACUUUUAAUACAGCAUGCCUUUCACAAAAUCAUCCUCAACAUUCCAUGAAUUAUGAAGAUAGCAUGUGUACAAGUUUUGAGUUUUCUCAAAAGCUAAGGAAGGUGAAUUUGGAAAAAACAGAUCAAAAUUGUGUGAGCAUUAUAACUGAUGCUUUCCAGGAACCAAAAGACAUUCCUCAGACCAGAGAACUGCUUGCUAAUUCUAUAACUAUGUUUCACAGUAUUGAAACAGCCCUUAACAAUUCAAAUCGCAGCAAAACUAGAGAAUAUGUAUGUGUCCAGAGGAAAAAUGACAAUAAGCCAAUGUCAUUAGAGGCCAUUCAAAGAGACUGCAAAGAAACUGCUUAUAUUGAAAAUGAAGAUCAGGCUCACAUUCUGUCUGGUAAUGAACAAUUGAGUGAUAAAUACAUAAAUAUUCAUUUCAAAGGGCUAGGAGAUAAUGAUAAAGAAAACAAAAAUGAAGUCAAAGAGGAUGAUAGAACUUCAUCUCCAGAAAACAACGUAGAGACUAUAUAUGGAAAUGAAAAGCAAGAAUACCAUGCAAACAGUACUUUCACUAUUACAGAAGACAGGAAAAAGAAUAAAAAUGGGAACAGAGUAGAAAUUCUCAAUUCUGAACACAUUUCUGGUACAAGCUUGAUUUGGGGAGAAAAACGUAUAAUACCAGAAACUACAUUAUUAGACAAUGAAGAUACUCUUGCUGCUAUGAAACAAAGAGAUAUGCAGAACACUGGAAGAAAUGCAGAGCAUUUGGCUUUGACAGCAUUUCUUGAAAUUGCAGGUUCUUCAGUAGUAGGUGUAGCUUCAAAUCCUGCAAUAGAGUUAGCUAGUCCUUCUUUGCGUACAUUAAGUGCAAAUCAGGAAGCUCAGCAAAGACACCAGUUUAAAGAAACUCAUAUUUCUAAGAGUCCAGAUUUUGGUCUGUCAGUAAGCCACAGGAUUAUUGAUUAUGAAAUUAAUGUGGAUAAAAAUAAAUUACAAGAUCCAACUCAUCGACCAGGGAAUGAGAACUCAAUUCUUCCAAAUUUUGAUGUGGCAAGUGAGAUUGAAUUAGAAUUGGAAACAUAUGAUGAGUCUUUUUUAUUUCAUCAAAAUAGCCAUGAAGAUAUACUUGAUGAAGAGUAUGAGGCUCUGAAGUCUCGUAUCGAUUGGGAAGGUCUGUUUGGAAGCAAUCAUAGAAAGAUGGACAAUUUGGGAAGCCCCACAAGAGAGAAUGCAGACCAGCAUCACUCUAAGAACACUAUUUCUUCUACUUACCAAAAAAACCUGUACCCAAUUUUACUUCCAGAUCUACAGGUUAGAAUUACUAAUACAUGUAGACCAACAUUUAGUCCCCUUGAUGAUACCCUUUCAGUGAAAGAUAAUUUUUACAAAUGUUCUACAAAAGCCACAAAAGCAAGAAUGAAUGAAGAGGGGAAAGAUACAGGAUUUGAAAUUUAUUCCAAGUCGUCUUGUGGAAAUUCAGGAUAUCCAUGUGAAGAUCAGUUUGGUGAUUCCAUACAGGAUUCAGGACUUGUGAAUAAAUCUGUAAUGUCCCAUUCUUCUAACUUGAGCCACAAUACUGGUAAGAAUCAUAUGUCUGGAAAAAAAAACAAUGAAUCAUUUUCUACUGAAUCCUCUAAUGUCACAACAAUAAAUGGUAACCCCACAUGUUUAUUCACAAAACCAAAAGCUGACUUUAAUGAUACUAGAAAUAAAAAGGACAAGGAAUCAAGAAUUAGCAAACAUAUAUCUUUUAAGAUUCAAAACACGUCACAUAAAAAUUUGAGAUGGCGUGAAAGUUGUGAGAAGGAAAGGAGACUAUCCAACCAUGACUCAUCUGAGUGUUUUUCUUCAUUAUCCCAAGGACGAAUGAAAACAUUUUCACAGUCAGAAAGGCACAUUAGAAAUGUCCUAGAUAUUUUAAAUAGUGAAGCAUCUUUGUGUAAAAGCAAACGCCUUUCCAGAAAACUAAACAGAGCUGUUCUUCACUUAAAGAAAGCUCAUAGAAGAAUUCGCACAUCUUUGCAUCUUAUAGCUAAAGUGGGAGAAAGAAGAAAGGGCCCAUUGCCUAAAGCAUAUGAAAUAACAUGCAACAAUUUUUGGGAAAGCUGUGACCUUCAAGGUUAUACUUCUGUGUCUGAAAGAAGAUAUUCCAAGCAUUUUUUAUCAAAAAUAAAAUAUGAUAAACUUGGGGAAAGAGCUUUUGGCUUUGAUAUUAGUCAGUCUGUCUGCAUGUCAAAGCACACAUCAUACAAAACAAAUGGAGAGAAGAUUGCAAUGUGCCAUUCCAAGAAAAGUGCGACUAGCAGUAUCUCCAAAAGUCACACCAUUGUUCAUGCUAGAGAAUUUUGUGAUGAACACCAGUAUCCUGAAUCACAGUUAUCACUGUUCUCUAUAUCCAAAAGUACACAUCAACCAGAAUAUGAUAAUAACAGUAUGGAAUAUUUAGUAUCAUCAGAGUUUAAGCCUUUUUCUGGAAAAACUGAGUAUCUGCUUUACUCAGAUGAUAAACAGUCUGAAAAUCAAACUGACACAAAGUUAUCGAACAUUAGUAAAUGUGAAAAGCUUAGGAACCAUUCAGCAUAUCACAAGGAUGUGGCAAAAAAGAAUUCUGAAACUAAUGAAGUGAUAAGUAAAAGUAGUUUAGUAUCUUUAAGGGGAAGAAAAAAAACCAAUGCAAGUUAUAGAACAGAGAAAAACUGUCAGGUAGUAUGUCUAGCCCACACAAAAGUGAAAACUGACCUACUUAUUUCUACCUUAAAUUCCAAUAUGAAACUCCUUUUAAAUAUUGAUACCUACAAAGGAGAUAAUUGUAUUAUAUCUGGCUGUCAAAAUAACCCGAAAGAAAGUUUUCCUGUAGAAAGGUGGAUAGCUCCAACUGAAAACUAUAUGAAUCCAUUCAACAUAAUUUUAAUAUCAAGCAAAAAGUACAGUGCUCUUCAGUUAUCUGCCACUCCAGUGACAGAUACUGAGGGAGAAUCUUCAAAAUCUUGUUUGGAUAAACAGAGAAUUCUUACUAUAGAUUAUUCCUCAACACCAACUACUGUGUCACACUUUCAGCAGAUAAAUGGAGGAAAGGAGCUUCUAAAGACACAACGGUCUUUAAGUUGUGUCUAUUUAGAAGAGAAUGAAAGAAAUACUACUGAGCAUUCAGAACUGAAUCUAAUGGUAACUGAAGAGAUUAAAAGUUACGGUGAAAAUAUGAAGAAACUAUCUUUCAGUGAUAGUUCUCUGCUCUGCAAAGGUAUUAUAAAGGAUUUUUCAAAAAAAUGUAUUGUAAAGAAAGAUACUUGGAGCAGAAAAAUUAGGAAAAUUGAGCAAGCAGAAAAAGCAAAAGAUUCAUUUUACCAAAAAAGUAUGUCUGAAGAAUCAGUUAAGAGUGAGCACAAAAAUAAAAAUAAGAUCCUAAAAGAAAAGCCCUUUCAGUUAAAUAUGAAAACAGUUAAAAGUAACUUGAUUGAUUCUCACCUAAGCAUUGAAACUACUCCAGAGGCAGUCUAUUUGAAUAACACGGUUUCUAGCAGGCUUAACAUAAGAAAAAGGGAGGAGAAGAGAAGAACAAGUAGUGCCUGUCAGUUUGGCUAUAUUUCCAAGCCAGGCAUUCUGAAAAUUGAUCACAUGCCUAUUCUCCAUGCCAACUCUGAAACUUCUAAAGUUCCUGUUAUUCAGAAACCUACAAAUGUGAAUGAAUUAAAAGAAAAAAAUUGCUCAGUUAUUCAUACAGCUCUUGUAACAGAGCUGUCUGAGAUUUUACAGAGGGCAGAUAAAGCAUCAUCUUUGGAGAUUCUGGAGGAAGAAACUAAGGCUUGUCAUAAUAUUCUCCCUUUAUUUGUUGAAGCUUUUGAAAGGAAGCAGGAAUGUUCACUUGAACAAAUUCUCAUUUCAAGAGAGCUGUUGGUAGAACAAAAUCUGUGGAAUAAUUGCAACGACAAAUUAAAACCGUGUGCUGUUGACUCUUUGGUAGAACUUCAAAUGGUAAUGGAAACCAUUCAAUUCAUUGAAAAUAAGAAAAGGCUCUUAGAAGGUGAACCAACAUUCCGAAGCUUGCUUUGGUAUGAUGAGACAUUGUACAGUGAGCUUCUUAGCAGGCCACAUGGAUAUCAACUGCAAUCUAGUUUCUACCCAGCUUUUCAAGAAAGGUUAAAAUAUAAUGCAUUCUGUGAGUUGCAGAAUUACCAUAGUCAGUUAAUUGAAUUGUUUACUGAAACAAAAAGGGAAAAUAACUCAUACUAUGCAUUAUUAAAAUAUAGACGACAGAUUAGUGAAUGUGAAGCCAUAAUGAAACAGUGUUCUGAUUGCUUUAACUUUGCUCUUUCCAUUCCGUUUACCUGUGGAGUUAACUUUGGAGAUAGUUUAGGAGACCUAGAAAUCUUAAGAAAAAGUACCUUAAAACUGAUCAGUAUAUAUGGAGACUGUCCUACAGGUCAUUCAUAUCCAGGAAAACAAGACCAUCUCUGGAUUAUUAUAGAAAUGAUUUCCUCAAAAGUUAAUUUUAUCAAGACCAAUGAGGCAAUAAAUAUUAAAGUCUCUCUUUAUGGUCUAGAACACAUCUUUUUUGAUGCUGCAAAAAAUCUUGUUUGGAAAGAAAAGAGACAGUCUCUCAGCAAAAAAUACUUACAAAAGAAAGAAGUGAUACAUAAAAUGAAUGAAUGGGCUCUAUCUAAAUUGCAAAAGAUAUGUGAUACUUUGUCUGAAAAUUUAAACAAUGAACCAUCUUGCAAUGUGGAGCUUAAGGAAGAUACUAUGAUCACUUCCAGAAAGUCAGAUAGUCUGAUUUCAAUAGAAAAAAGUACUUUGUUUUCACACUCAGGUAUUAGUAUUAGUGAAAUACUGGAUCAGGCUGAAUUUGCAGACUUAAAAAAGUUACAGGAGCUUACUUUGUUAUGUACAGAUCACUUAGAAACUUUAAAAAAAUAUUUUCAGAUGCUGCAAGAAGAAAACAUAGAUGAAAUUUUUAUCACAGAAGAAAACGUUUUAGACGUGCCAAAAAAUCAUAGACAUAGGGCUGUACUUUUAAAGCCGGAAGCAACUGAAACAUAUAUCGAAAUCUCCAUGCUUUCAGAAACAGUUCACUUUCUUAAAAACUCAAUGGCAAAGAAAUUAGAUAACCAAAGAUUUCGAGGUAUGCUUUGGUUUGAUUUGUCACUUCUUCCUGAACUGGUUCACUGCCAAGAAAAAAUGCUUUCUUUCUCAUUUCUUGACGAUAACCCAAGAGAUUGCCUUAGGAAAGCAGUAGAAACUGGUAUUUCUGAGUGUAAGAAAGAUCUGGAUGUCAUCUACAAGUACAGUGAUGCUGUCAAUUGUUCAUAUGCUGUUCAUUUAUUCUCAAGGGAACUGAAAGAACUUUCAGAAAUAAAAAAGCUCCUAAAGAAAUCAGAGUACCCCUUUUCCACAUAUAUUGGUUUUGUCCCAUAUAUAAUAUCCAUAAAUUAUGGAAACACUGUGAUGGAGUUAGAACACAACUAUUAUCAGUUGUCUACAAUACUCAAAUGUGUAAUGUCUGUCCCUCAGAAAGAUGUAGGAAAAAUUGCCCAUAUUAUGAAAGUUAUGAAAACAAUUGGCCAUAUGAAAAUUAUAUGUGCUAAAAAUGCUAAAUUAACCACUCCUUUUAUCCUAUGCCAAAUGCUGCAUAACAAAACGAAUAAUUCCCAACCGAAGAGAAAAGAAAAGUUGAACGUUCAUUUUACAACACCUAAGGAAAAUACCAGACCAAAUAUUUCUGCAAAGGUACCCUCAACUUCAGUGUACAUAAUCAAAAAUGUUUCAAGCUCAUCUAAAAGGCAGCCUAGUGCUCUGGACAAGUGUGAAGACUCUCAGGAAAAAGAGAAAAAUAAUAUUUCUAGUUCUAAGAAGAGAAAGAUUAACAUGAACCAUGCCUCAGGUAUCAACAGAGAGAAGGCAGUGCUCCGGUAUCUAAGGACUACAAGAUCUCAUCCCAAGGGUGAAAACAAAGUAAGAUCCAGGUCAUCUGAAAAUCUGAAAAGAAACUAUGUAUCUCCAGAAAGGGAUGAAAUGCAGACAUCACUAAGUGACUCACUUCCGCCUUUAAAGAACCCCCAAGACACUGGGACAUCAGAGUCAAAAAGCAAAAUAGAUUUAACUAAUAGUUCACACCAUGUCUCAAAACAUCUCAUUGAACAACAGGAAAAUUUAAAUAGCAUAAAGAAAAGAACUGUGAAUUUUGGAGCUCCUGAAGCAAAAAGUUAUAGAAAAGAUUAUGCUGCUUUUGCAACUUGUGACCAGAAAAGUAUAAAUGGCAUUUUGUCGAAAGACCAAGAUACGCCUUCACAGAAACUUCCUAAGAAUCUCCCAGAUCCUGCACGACAAACUUGUCUUUUAAACAUAAAGUCAGCAACUGAUGACUCUCUUGUGUCUAACUCAUUACUGCUCUCAGAUCCUAUUUCUCAUUCUGCAGGGGAUAUACAUACCAACCUAGAAAUAAGUGAGAUGGCCUUAGAACAUCAAGAUAAUGAGGUGUUAGAUUCAUCUAUUAAUAAGUCCACAUGUGUCGGUUUUCCAGAACCUUUAUAUAUCCAGAGAAGAAUUCUUGAUACAUUAAGUCCCAGUCCUGUACCUUUUGGAGCGUCUGGAAGUUUAACCCCUCAUGUAAAUCAAACAACAGAAUAUUCCUCUUCUGAACAGCAGGAUGUAGAGAAUCCAAAAGUCCUAACUCAGAAAGCUGCCACAUACUGGGAUGAAUUUCCACAGUCUACCUGUGCCUCAGUAUAUAAUUCUUCUGAUAAUUCACUGGGAACUCCAUACUAUGCUUGGUGCAUCUAUCAUUACAGCAGCAGCAAUGGCAAUGCCAUUACCCAUACAUACCAAGGGCUAACAUCAUAUGAAGCACAGUCACCUCCUCCUGGAAUAUUGACCACACUUACAAGUACUGUCCAAAACACACAUUCUAAUCUUCUAUACUCUCAAUAUUUCAGUUACUUUACCCAUCAGCCACAAACAAAUGCCUUUGUGCCAGCAAGUGGAUAUUUUCCGUACCAGAUGCCUAUUUCUUAUUUUCAGCAACCAAUUGUUUCACAAUAUGCUUCUUAUCAGCCAUUACCACAAGCUGUUUACCCUUAUCCUCCUACUCCAGGUGUGCUGCCAGAAGCUUCUUGGAUUUAUGCUCCAUGGCAACAGCAACCUUUUCAGCCAAGACACUGAAAAUACUCUUUCUACUGAAAUAAAGUAUAUUUAACAGGUUUUUUCCAAGUGUUUAUCUACAUAUUUUUAUUUUAAUAUCUAUCAUUUAUAUGUAUAGAACUGUGGCUUAUAAACAUGAUAGCCCUUUGUAAAAUGUGUAAGUGCAAUAAUACAUCGCUUAAGAUAACAGGAAAUUAAUUUGUAACAUCUGAAAUAUCAAAGUUUUUUCCAGGUAAUUCUGAAAGGAGUUAAUUGAGGAGUUGAUAAGAUUAAGGUUAGCGGUAGUAAUAAAAUAUUUCAAACUAGGUUUUUGUUUUUUAAUACAUAGUUUAUUUUGCCAUUUUAUUGAGCUGUAAAAGAAUCUUCUUUCUUGAACUGGCCAACAGACCAGUAAUUUCAUAAAUCUUUACCCUUUACUGAUAUAUUUUACAAUUUCAUAGCAAAUGCCUUUAAUUUUUUACUAUUUUUACUUAUAUUUUUAAACAAAAUAUUGGUUCACAUAUUUUCAGUUUCAUUGAAUGAUUUUGAAAUUUCUUAUUUGGAAACAGUUCUAAUUAUGUAGGAAUUAAAGCACAUUCAAUGACUUUCUAUAAGCAUUCUUCCCACAAUUUUUCUUUUAUAUGUGUAUUUUAUAUACAAAAUACAAAUAUGUAUUUUAUAACUUAAAUUGUUCUUUUAAUAACUUUUAGGAAAUGUUUGUAUUUAUGCAAUUCAGCUGUAUUAUAAUAAUUUAAAUAAUGCUGCAAUAUUCUGGUUAUAGUGAGGUUUUUUCCACAUUUUGCAAAAGUAAAAAAUUUCUUAGUAGUAAUCAUCAUAGGAUAAUAGGAUGGUAGUGUGCAAAUAUGCCUUGAGCAACAUCUUUCUUCAUGUGUUACCUUUCUCACUCAACCAUUCUUGUUCUAAGAUACCAGUCAGAAAAAUCCCUCGGAACUGAAUGAAUCUUUUUCAACUGCUAGUAAGCCUUAAAAUGGGACAAGAGGUUUGCAUUGGUUAAAUCUAAAGAGAUAGCCAAGCUUAAAAUUUUCCUCAAAGUUUUAUUAGGAAAUUUUAUUAUCUAGCACAGACAUUAAUUUUGCUACGUUUAAUGUGGAGUAACUUGUUUUUCAAUUCAGAAGGACUGAGAUUAACCAAAUAGGAUGAAAGUCUGGAUUUAUUAACAACACAGCUGUUUAAAAGAAGAAAUUCAAGCACAGAACUGUAAUUGAAAGAUAAAGAAAUGAAAAGACAAUAGACUUAAAACAAUAGUAAAAUAUUUUUUUAAAAGUUGUUUGAAGUCAGGUUUCAUGAACCAGGUAUGAAAGCAAUUAACAUUAACUGUUAUUCAAGAAAUUACUUUGUCUCAGCUGUUUCACUUGUUUGUUUAUGGAAAGAUGUCACAAAGUUUAUUAAUCUUUCUGAGGCUGAGGAUGUAGCUCAGUGAUAGAGCCUUUGGCCUGCCAUGCAUAAUGCCCGGGGUUCAACCCUCGGUUCUACAAAAGAAACUAUACUCUGUUAAACCAAAAGUCAAAUGUUCUAAUUAAGUACUCUUCAACAACUUUCAGAUUCUGUUGAUAAUGUCUCAAUGAUGUUAUUUUAUUUCUUUUUUAAAAAACCUAUACUUUGACAAAAUUCAGAACCCUGAAGUGUUUUCCUUUUUCAUCCCUCAAGUAUAUGCUUUGAUUUUAACAUUAAGUAAAAAAUAAAACUGAAUAAACAUCAUAAAAGAAAAAAGCUGGCUUGUUUAGAAGUGUUGUUUUGGAACUUGAAUUAUCUGAAUAAAGUGUGUGUCUUCUAAUUUCA